Messenger RNA from Periconia digitata, 1570 nucleotides. NCBI's taxonomy places the organism in Eukaryota, Fungi, Ascomycota, Dothideomycetes, Pleosporales, Periconiaceae. The record is from the annotation of a GenBank genome assembly.
GCUUGCAGCUUUGUCUACUUUACCAACUUCCUUGGGAAAAUACAUCAUUAUAGCUGCCCAACUCCCGACGUCAGCAUCCGACACGGAAGCCACCCCCUCCGCCUGCCCAGAAAAGAAAAAGAGCCACAGUGCGUCGCAGCUCCUUCCUCCCCUUCAAUCUCAAUGAGUAAUAAGAGCCAACACGGACUUGCUUUUCUGCUCGGGCAGCAACGCGAGUCCUCAAUUCGCUCUUUCUUUGCUCCUCUUGGUUCGUUCUCCUCUCGCGCAUAACAAGGCGUAUGCAUCUCAACGCUAAAGGUCUCCCGUGUGAGUCAAUACGUCUUCGCUCGGUUGGUUGGCUGUAAUUUGUGUGCGUACGUGCGUACGUAUGUACGUGCGCUGAUUCCUCAUGGUCGGCGUUUAUUCAUUGGAGCUACAUAGUAUAGUGGCCCAGCAACAUCAUCGUGGAAUCCGUGAGCCAGCAACCUAGCUAUCUACACAGUAGUACUAGGAAAAAUUGCAUCUGUAGAAGAUGCAAACAGAAAUCUGGCAUGCAAAUCAUCAAGCGAGGAUGACAGUCCUAGGGUUUCCCGUAUCAGUAGUCGUCUGUCGUUGGACGACAUCAAACCACGUUUCUCGAAACCUUUGUUUUGAUUGAUAGAAGCAAUGUUGCUCUUCAGCACUCGCGAGUUCGUAUCUGUACCAAACAUACGAUUGCCCCAGAGGUACAUUCUAGACCCUACUCUUUCAUCAUCACGGCCACCACCACCUAUCAUCGCAUAACUCCUGUAUGACUCCUCCGCGUAUUCGUGUACCCAUUCGUUCAUUCGUCUUCUUGCAUCCCGAGUCUUCCGUUAUCACGAGAAAAACACCCUCGUACAUACCGACAAAGUAUCUAGUUUCCUACAUAACCUUCCCCAAUAAGAAAAACUAAUGUACCACGCAUGUCGCGUAUGCAAAAAAACAGAUCCAUCGCUUAAUGUACUAUAACACCACCACCACCACCAACAACCUCCUCAAUCCCCAUCGUCAAUCCUUCCUCUCUGUUUGCAGCGUCUCGCAUAUCCAGAAUGUCAGCUGGGCCCCCCUCACUCGCCCGGACUCCAAUUCCGCACCAAUCACAUGCUGCUUUCCCUCGCUAGUAGCUACAAGGAUGCUCUACCCGAACACUCCCUCUUCUCCUUGCAUUAUCAUUGUUCUUUCGACAACUUGCAUUUACGCGGCUAGUUUUCUAUGCGCAAGAGGAGAAGGGGAAGGGGAAGGAGUGUUACAUGGUACGUACACGUCUUUUCCCUUCUUUCUUCUUCCUGCUGCUUGCAGUAGAAGGGAGGAGGGGGAGGGGACUGUGUGCGCAGUGUAUAUGCUCGUACCCGGUACACAUGAAUGCCAGCCUCGAUUUGAUUCUAGAUGUGCGAUGUUGGCACACUUCGUGUAUGCUGUGUGUUGUUGCAUGAAUAUGCUAUGCUGCCGUCUUUGCCGGGUUGUUUGGUCGCUUGUAUCACGGAUUUACAUAUGGUUUGGUGGAGUUGGGAUCGGUGAACUUGAUUGCUUCCUGCGGGAUGAUGCUGUGGUACGUGUAAGGUUUUUAUAG